CAAGGAUGACCUUAUUAUCUCUAACCAAAACACAUCAUAAUAUUAACCUAAUGCUUUCCACAUUCUCACACUCGGUUAAUAAACAACACCAAAUUUCCCAAGAAAAGAAAAAAUGGGCGAUGAUGAUCCACAAGAUGUGGCCGACCGGGAGCGGCUCUUCAAGCAUUUCGACGCCAACGGUGAUGGCCAGAUCUCGGCCAACGAGCUCGGUGACGCCCUCAAGACGCUGGGCUGCGUCACCCCUGAAGAAGUCCAGAACAUGAUGGUCGAAAUCGACUCUGAUGGUGACGGCUUCAUCUCCUACGAAGAGUUCACCACCUUCGCUCGUGCAAAUAGGGGACUAGUCAAGGAUGUGGCCAAGAUAUUCUAACUUGUCCAUUUUUUUUCCUCUCUAAUUCAUGUCACUAUUACAUUCUUUUUAUACAUGAGUAUAAUGUUUUGUUUGAUAUCAAAUGCAUGCUUCUUUUGUUUUUAUGGCUUAAUGGAACACUACAACCAUUGUGCGAUUAAAGGCGCGCAACGUGACUUACACAG
Messenger RNA from Salvia splendens (bonfire salvia), 534 nucleotides. RefSeq names its product polcalcin Ole e 3. The transcript has a single exon. The coding region runs from base 113 to 370 and encodes 85 amino acids. The record is from RefSeq and is a predicted model, not a curated record. Lineage: Eukaryota; Viridiplantae; Streptophyta; Magnoliopsida; Lamiales; Lamiaceae. Gene Ontology annotation, molecular function: calcium ion binding.